AUGGUCCGUUUAAGGGAGAUCCCACGGACCGCGGCUUUUGCCUGGUCUCCGGGAUCAGAUGCUCCUUUGAUAGUAACUGGAACUAGAGCCGGGGCGGUCGACGCGGACUUCUCUGAUGAGACCAAGCUGGAGCUUUGGGAAUUGGGUCUGGACAACCCCGAGCAAGGCGUUGAGCUUCAACCCAUUGCAAGCAUCAGCACAGAUUCAAGAUUUCAUGACAUUGCUUGGGCACCCGCGAACGAGGAACAUCCAAGGGGUAUAAUUGCCGGCGCGUUGGAGAAUGGAUCGCUGGACUUGUGGGAUGCUGAGAAGCUCAUAAAAGGGGCUGAGGAUGCCUUUAUGUCACGAACAACGAAACACUCCGGCGCUAUCAAGUCACUUCAGUUCAAUCCUUUGAAACCACAAAUCCUCGCAACUGCCGGUGCAAAGGGGGAGCUCUUCAUUUACGACGUUAACGAUAUUUCAAACCCUUUUAGGUUGGGUACGGCCGCAGCGCGAUCAGACGACCUUGAAUGCUUGGCCUGGAAUAGAAUAGUUCCCCAUAUUCUGGCAACAGGGGGUAGUGGUGGAUUUGUUACUGUAUGGGAUUUGAAGACCAAGAAGGCAUCCCUCACUCUGAACAAUAAUCGGAAGGCCGUUGGGGCAAUUGCUUGGGAUCCGAUCAAUUCUACUAAGCUUUUGACCGCCACUCCCGACGAUUCGAGCCCCGUCAUCCUGCUGUGGGAUCUCCGAAACUCCAAUGCGCCAGAGCGUACUCUGCAAGGGCAUGACCAGGGAAUAUUGUCACUCUCUUGGUGUCAACAGGAUAGUGACCUACUGUUAUCAUGCGGGAAGGAUAAUAGGACACUGGUCUGGUCACCCCAGACGGGAGAAUGUCUGGGCGAAUUUCCUGAAGUUACAAACUGGACAUUUCAAACGAGAUUCAACCCCCAUAACCCCGCCCUUUCUGCCACUGCAUCAUUUGAUGGCAAGAUUUGCAUACAGACUCUGCAAAACACGAACCCUGCUGCCUCCAAAGUCCAAGUACAAGGCUCGGUUGAUGGAGAAGAUUUCUUCACCAAAGCUCAAACACAGCCACAGGAAGCAUCUUUCUCUUUGAAAAAGGCCCCCAAGUGGUUCGAACGACCUUGUGGUGCCUCGUUUGGAUUUGGGGGGAAAUUGGUGAGCUUUGGCUUGGUGGCCAGCGCACCUGGAAAGCCCAGAUCAUCCAAAAUUCAAAUUUCUAACUUCUCAGUUGACUCUGGCCUGGGCUCUGCAACGGAGUCCUUUGAAAAUGCCCUGGUCGCUGGAGAUAUCGGCAGCAUCUGUGAAUCGCACAUUGCACAGGCAAAAACCGAGGAAGAAAAGGCAGACUGGAAAGUCAUCGAGACCCUUAUUGCAGACAAUCCAAGGAAGCGUGUCACUGAAUAUCUUGGAUUCUCGGAGGCAGAAGAGACAACGAAUGGUGUUUCCGGCCUUGAUUCAGAGGAGGAAAAGACAGAAAGUACCGCGGCAGAAACGAAUGGGGAAGUUAAAGUAAAGAAUAGUCGGUUAUCUACCAUCUUCGCAGAUGGCGGGGAAGGAGAGGACUUCUUAUCAAACCUUACAGCAACGAAAGGUGCCAAGACUGACAACCCAUUCCACCUGUUCUCUGAUGCGGAUUCAGCCUCAGAGAAACAAAUUACCAAGGCAUUGAUGCUAGGCCAAUUCGAAAAAGCCAUGACUAUUUGCCUGAAAGAAGACCGAAUUGCCGAUGCUCUUAUUAUUGCGAAUUGCGGGGGCAAGGAGUUGUUGGAGAAGGCCCAGUCCGAGUAUCUCUCACGAACGGCGAAAGGACCUAAUUACCUCCGUCUAUUGAGCUCUGUGAUUGGCAAAAACCUGUGGGAUGUCGUAUACAAUGCAGACCUCUCAAACUGGAAAGAGGCAAUGGCGACGUUGUGCACGUACGCCGAUCCUGCUGAGUUCCCUGAUUUGUGUGAGGCACUUGGGGAUCGAAUUAUAGAGAACGGGUCUUUGAAAGACGCCUCCUUCUGUUAUUUGGUUGGGUCAAAGCUUGAGAAAGUCAUCACCAUUUGGAUUACAGAACUCAAGGAGAAUGAAAAGGCUGGAAUCGAAGAUCUUAGCGGAGAUUCAACAUUCUCAGUUCACGCACGCUCACUGCAAAACUUCAUCGAAAAAGUUACAGUAUUCCGACAGGUCACGAAGUUCCAGGACACCGAGCGGAGCUUGACCUCCGGUUGGAAGCUUGCUCCUCUUUAUGACAAGUACACCGAGUAUGCAGACAUUGUCGCAGCACACGGUCACCUGUCGAUUGCUGAAAGAUACCUCGACCUACUCCCCGACCAUUAUCCUGCAGCUGAUGUUGCACGCAACAGAGUGAAGCUUGCAUCGAGAAAGGUUGCACCAGGAGUUACACGUCAAGAACAAACAACCGGGCGAGUUGCAUCGCGUGUUCAGCCCCUUGGUUACCAACCACCUGCUGCUGCUUCUCCUGCACGUCAACCUCCAAACCAGUUCAUGCCAGCUGCACCUACGCCUGCUUCGAAUCCUUACGCCCCACCAACCAAUGCAUAUACACCCCAACAAGCCUACCAACCCCCACAGCCGCAAACGGGCUACGGGGCUUAUGGGGCAGGUCCAGGUUAUGGCGGUGCCACAUCCGGCUACGGGGCUCCUCCUCCAUCAUUUGGGGCACCUCCUAGAAAUACGACACCCUCAGUACCUCCUCCAUCGAAAGCAAAAGAUAUGUCUAAUUGGAAUGACACCCCGAUGGUGACUAAGCCUCCGACUGCACGAAGAAGUACCCCCGUCGCCCCAGUGACCUCUCCUUUCCCCAACCAAAACAACUUGUCGAUGCCUCCACCAGCACCGCCGUUUGGUGGACCUAGAGCGACACCCACUCCUCCACCUCCUCCAAAAGGACCAGCUCCUCCUCGAAUGACUUCGCCAUUAGCCGGCGGCCCCCCUCAAUCCUUCCAGCAAUCAGGUAGACCUCCAUCAUCCGCGGCUAAUACCUACAGUCCACCAGUCACAUCGCCAACUCAGCAGUUUGGCCAUGUCGCACCACCUCCAACAAUUCCUCGAGGUCCGUCGCCGUAUAACGCUCCUCCAGCUGGCCCGCCACCGUCCAACAGAUACGCUCCUGCACCUGCAUCGCAACAGUACUCGCAGCCGCCUCAGCAGCCGCAAGGGCCACCUCCACCAGCUAAUCCAUACGCGCCGCCUACAAGCGCCCCUCACAGCCAGUAUGCGCCCCAGCCGUCAUACGAGCCCAGCCAGGGCCAACCCGCCCCUUUCCAGAAUCAAGGACCUCCUCCACCUCCUCAAGGUCCGCCCCAGGGUUCUCGACCACCAAGCGGCCCGCCCCCUAAAGCCGCAGCAGCCGCCCCUCCACCAAAGCCCAGACAUCCGGCCGGUGAUCGAUCUCACAUCCCGCCUUCAGCACAAAGAAUGGUGGAAAUCUUCAGCAAUGAUAUGCAGCGAGUCGCAUCGAAAGCGCCCGCUUCCUUUGCCGCUCAGGUCAAGGACACUCAAAAGCGACUCAACAUUCUGUUUGACCACUUGAACAACGAGGAGCUCGUGAAGCCAGACACCAUCCAGAGGCUCAGCGAGCUUGCGGACGCAUUGCAGUCGAAGAACUACGACGUUGCGUCCCGGUUGCAGGUGGAUAUCCAGCGCGAGAGGACCGAUGAGUGUGGCAACUGGAUGGUUGGCGUGAAGCGGUUAGUGAGCAUGAGCAAAGUUACGCCUUGA
This is a messenger RNA of Amorphotheca resinae ATCC 22711, 3732 nucleotides long. RefSeq lists its product as hypothetical. Gene Ontology annotation, molecular function: structural molecule activity; protein binding. The record is from RefSeq and is a predicted model, not a curated record. The coding region runs from base 1 to 3732 and encodes 1243 amino acids. NCBI's taxonomy places the organism in Eukaryota, Fungi, Ascomycota, Leotiomycetes, Helotiales, Amorphothecaceae. Gene Ontology annotation, cellular component: COPII vesicle coat; endoplasmic reticulum exit site. Gene Ontology annotation, biological process: intracellular protein transport; endoplasmic reticulum to Golgi vesicle-mediated transport; endoplasmic reticulum organization. The transcript has 3 exons.